Molecule: messenger RNA, 840 nt
Organism: Penicillium subrubescens
Lineage: Eukaryota; Fungi; Ascomycota; Eurotiomycetes; Eurotiales; Aspergillaceae
Exons: 5
Coding region: 57-776 (239 amino acids)
Source: RefSeq, a predicted model, not a curated record
ACGAUGAUGGCCUCAUUCCUGCGGCUUUGGUUUGUGCCGCACCUUUGAAUUGCGUGAUGUUCCCAAUGCAACGGCUCGGACUAGGUAGGAAUAUCUGGACGAUACCUUUUGAUCAUAUCACGAAACAGUUGGAGUUGCUCUACGUUGCCGAGAUCUGCUAUAUGGCCGCCAAGGCCCUGACGCAGUUAUCCUUCCUUACAUUCUACCUUCGAAUCUUCCCAUCUGACGAGUUCCAUCGGAUCACAUACUGUUUGAUGGGUCUGUCGGCGUGCUUCGGAAUAUCCAAUACAUUCGUGACAAUUUUCCAGUGCAACCCAGUGUUGUACUUUUGGUCUGGGGGGACCGGUGAAUACACAGGCAACUGCAUUGACAUCAAAAGCUUUUCGUGGUACAAGGCAGCAAUGCAAAUUGCGAUGGAUAUCUCGAUCAUUAGCCUUCCGAUUUGGCCGCUUAUUCAUGUGUCCGUUAACAUCAAACGAAAGAUCCAGAUGAUCCUGAUGUUCGGCACCGGCUUUCUUAUUACUGUCAUAAGCUUCCUGCGAUUACGAUCUCUCGUCAUAUUCUCAAAGUCCUCCAAUAUCACAUAUGAUAAUACGCCAGGGAUCUACUGGAGCGGUGUGGAGUGCGACGUUGCAAUCAUUUGCGCGUGUAUGCCCUCCAUACCGUCCCUCCUCAAGAACCUUUUUGCAUCAGCGUUCGGCUCCCUUCGAAGAAAUAUUAUAGCAACAUAUUUCUGCCUCAAAAAGUUCCAAGUGCCGGUAGUUCUGUUCCACUAGAGCAGAUCAAGAUUGAUACCUCGUGUCAGGUUACCAGCUCAGAGAUAAAUCUUGUCAAUGGAUC